AUGAUCCAGCCGCUCAACGCGGAAUCCUCCAAACGCGAUUUGUUGAAAGCCGACGCGACGCCGAUCAGCGUCGACACAUCGAUCUCUUGGGACUCCAUUGGAGGCCUCAAACAGCACAUUACAGCCCUCAAAGAAAUGAUCGUGCUGCCUCUCCUCUACCCCGAAGUCUUCCAAAAGUUCCACGUUUCCCCUCCGCGUGGCGUUCUCUUCGUCGGCCCUCCGGGUACCGGCAAAACGCUCGUCGCUCGCGCGCUGUGCAACAGCUGCUCGAUUGGCGGAAAGAAGAUUUCGUUCUUCAUGCGGAAAGGCGCGGAUUGUUUGAGCAAAUGGGUCGGCGAAGCGGAACGGCAGCUUCGUUUGCUCUUCGAGCAGGCGCGCGUGUAUCAGCCGUCCAUUAUCUUCUUCGAUGAGAUCGACGGAUUGACGCCGACGCGCUCGUCCAAGCAGGACCAGAUCCAUUCGUCGAUUGUCUCCACGCUACUCGCGUUGAUGGACGGAUUGGACUCGCGUGGCCAAGUCAUCGUGAUCGGAGCCACCAAUCGCGUCGAUACCGUCGAUCCAGCGCUUCGACGCCCCGGACGAUUCGAUCGCGAGAUGCUUUUCGAUCUCCCCGACCUCGAAUCGCGUCUGGAGAUCCUCAAAAUCCACACGAAAACCUGGGUCCCCGCUCCCGAUCCCGCCGUUUUGCAGUCGCUCGCCGAGCGAACUUCCGGUUUUGCUGGCGCAGAUUUGAAAGCUCUCUGUACGGAAGCAGCUCUCUGCGCUCUGCAUCGCGAGUAUCCGCAGAUCUACGCGACCUCAGCGAAGCUUCGCAUCGAUCCGGAUCACGUUCGCGUGGGAUUGGACGACUUCCACUGCGCGUUGAGUCGGAUUACGCCGUGUUCGCAGCGGUCCAAUCCGCACCAUUCGCAGCCGCUUCCUUCGUAUCUUCGUUCUCUUCUCGAAAAGCCGCUGCAGUGCUUGCAGAGCGAAGCCAAUGCGCUCUUUCCCUAUUUCUCUUCCACUCCCAAGCAGAUAUCGCUGGUUUCGUCGAGUCCGCUGUGCUUUUCCCCGCGGUUGUUGGUCGUGGGACACACUGCGUUGCUCGUCGAUUCGCUGGCGUCCGCGUUUCUCCAUUCGAUCGAUCAUUGCCACAUCACCCAAUUCGAUUUGUUGAGUGCUUGGCGCGAUGGAUCGAUUCACGAAACGCUUUCGAACACGCUCAGCGAGGCGUACCGAAACGCGCCUUCGGUUCUGUAUUUGCCUCAUUUGAAUGAUUGGAGUGGCGUGUAUCCAGAGGCUCUUUCGCUUUUGCAGAAGGGUCUGGACGCUUUUCUCCCCACACACCCGAUUUUUGUGUUGGUUACGGGGGUGGGGGAGGAGAUCGAAAUCACUUCUUUGUUUUCGGAAAACACGUUUCGAAUACAGUCUGUUGUGAUUGAUAACGGUUCCGGCAUGUGUAAGGCUGGAUUUGCUGGAGAUGAUGCUCCUCGCGCCGUGUUCCCUUCGAUUGUGGGACGUCCCAAGCACCCUGUGUACAUGGUGGGCAUGGAGAACAAGGAUCACUUCGUUGGAGACGAAGCUGAGUCGAAGAGAGGAGUGCUGAACCUGAAGUACCCCAUUGAGCACGGAAUUGUGACCAAUUGGGACGAUAUGGAGAAGAUCUGGCAUCACACCUUCUACAAUGAGCUGCGUGUCGCUCCUGAGGAGCAUCCUGUGCUUCUGACCGAGGCUCCUUUGAAUCCUAAGGCGAACAGAGAGCGUAUGACUCAGAUUAUGUUCGAGACGUUCAACGUGCCUGCCAUGUACGUCCAGAUUCAGGCUGUGCUGUCUCUGUACGCUUCGGGUCGUACCACUGGUUGCGUGAUGGAUUCCGGUGACGGUGUUUCUCACACUGUCCCCAUUUACGAGGGUUAUUCGCUUCCUCAUUGCAUUUUGCGUCUGGAUCUGGCUGGUCGUGAUCUGACCGAGUACAUGCAGACUAUCUUGUCCGAGCGUGGAUACAGUCUGGUUUCUACUGCUGAGCGUGAAAUUGUGCGUGACAUGAAGGAGAAGCUGUGCUACGUGGCUCUGGACUUCGACAAGGAGAUGAAGCUGGCCGAGGAGUCUUCGGUGGUGGAGAAGUCGUACGAGAUGCCCGAUGGAAACAUCGUGACCAUUGGAAACGAGCGUUUCCGUGUGCCCGAGGCUCUGUUCAACCCCUCUUUGUUAGGUAAGGAGCUUCGUCACGGAGGUGUGCACGAUGCCACCUACUCGACCAUCAUGAAGUGCGAUGUGGAUAUCCGUAAGGAGCUCUACAGCAACGUGAUUCUUUCUGGAGGUUCCACCAUGUUCCCUGGAAUUGGUGAGCGUAUGCACAAGGAGCUGCUGGCUCUGGCUCCUCCUAGCAUCAAGGUGUCCGUUCUCGCUUCUCCUGAGCGUAAGUACAUGGUGUGGAUUGGAGGCUCCAUGCUGGGUAGUCUGUCUUCCUUCCACAACAUGUGGAUUUCCAAGUCUGAGUACGACGAGGCGGGUCCUACGAUUGUCCACAGAAAGUGCUUCUAA
This is a messenger RNA of Blastocystis hominis, 2523 nucleotides long. RefSeq lists its product as hypothetical. Gene Ontology annotation, molecular function: ATP hydrolysis activity; histone binding; chromatin binding. The coding region runs from base 1 to 2523 and encodes 840 amino acids. Lineage: Eukaryota; Bigyra; Opalinata; Blastocystidae. Gene Ontology annotation, biological process: positive regulation of transcription by RNA polymerase II. The transcript is spliced from 3 exons. The record is from RefSeq and is a predicted model, not a curated record. Gene Ontology annotation, cellular component: nucleus.